Messenger RNA from Dioscorea cayenensis subsp. rotundata (Guinea yam), 1709 nucleotides. Its product is annotated as ACT domain-containing protein ACR4-like. NCBI's taxonomy places the organism in Eukaryota, Viridiplantae, Streptophyta, Magnoliopsida, Dioscoreales, Dioscoreaceae. Bases 163 to 1578 code for a protein of 471 amino acids. The transcript is spliced from 8 exons. The record is from RefSeq and is a predicted model, not a curated record.
AAAAAAAAUGGUCUUUUUUUUGUUCGACCCUUCCAUUACUGUGGAUAGGAAAGAGUGGGAAUCUCCCUGGCUUUGUGGGGCUUGGGAUCUUCUCAUCUUUUCCACUCUUCUCUACAGUCUUCUUCUUGUUUUCUCUGAUUCCAAUCAGCAAAUGUUGCAGAUAUGAGUACUUCUUGGGACAGUGAUGAUGAAUAUAUGAAAUUUAUUCAGAGGAUGAACCCUCCAAGGGUUGUCAUUGACAAUGAAGCAAGUCAGAAUGCAACAGUAGUUAAGGUUGACAGUGCAAAUAAAUAUGGAAUACUUUUGGAAGUAGUUCAGGUCCUCACAGACCUGAAUCUUAUCAUCAAGAAAGCCUACAUAUCAUCAGAUGGGAAGUGGUUCAUGGAUGUAUUCAAUGUGACCGAUCGAGAUGGAAAGAAGCUUAGGGAUGCAAUUACAAUAAAUGGGAUUGGUGAUUACAUACGGAAGUCAUUGGGAGCAGACUCUUGUUUUGUGCCAACACGGAGGCGGUCAGUGGAUGUUGCGCUUUCAACUGACCACACCUCAAUUGAAUUAACAGGGACCGAUCGACCAGGCUUGCUCUCUGAAGUGAGUGCAGUGCUUAAUGACUUGAAAUGCAAUGUUGUGAAUGCCGAAGUAUGGACGCAUAAUACCCGAGCUGCUGCAGUGAUGCAUGUGACAGACGAUUUAACUGGCUCUGCCAUUACUGAUCCUGAAAGGCUUUCUAAAAUCAAGGAGCUCCUUUGCAAUGUGCUAAUGGGGAGUAACAAGGUCCAAGGAGCAAAGAUGGUAGUCUCUGGGGAGGUCACACACACAGAACGACGACUCCACCAGAUGAUGUUAGCUGAUCGAGACUACAAAAGGUCAGAUAAGGAUCUUUUCGAUGUGAAUGUCAGACCCAGUGUGACUGUUGCCAAUUGCUAUGAUAAGGACUAUUCUGUGGUUAUCGUUAAAUGCAAGGACAGGCCAAAGCUUCUCUUUGACAUAGUUUGCACUUUGACAGAUAUGAAGUAUGUUGUUUUCCAUGGGAAUGUAGAUGCCGAGAGUCCUGAAGCUUAUCAGGAGUUCUUCAUUAGGCAUGUAGAUGGAUCCCCUGUCAACUCUGAAGCCGAGAGGCAGCGAGUAAUCCAGUGUCUCGAAGCAGCAAUUGAGAGAAGAGUAUCUGAGAUAUGGCACAAAGUUGCUGAGGAAGUAAAUUGUUUCAUCUUCUGGUUAUUUACCAAAUGCUUUCAGGGUUUGAAGCUGGAGCUGUGCACAGGUGAUAGGGUCGGUUUAUUAACCGAUGUCACCCGAAUCUUUCGCGAGAACAGCUUGACUGUCACAAGAGCAGAAGUUUCCACCAGAGGUGGCAAAGCCAUCAACACAUUUUAUGUUCGUGAUGCCGCCGGCAAUCCAGUUGAUGCAAAGAUAAUUCAUUCUAUUCGUCAAGUCAUCGGCCAAACCAUUCUUCAAGUAAAAGGUUACUCCGAGCAUCCGACCUCCUCUCCUCCACAAGAAUCUCCUAUACGAUUUCUCUUCGCCGGACUUUUCAAAUCAAGAUCUCUCUGUAAUUUCACAUCAGUUCUGUCUAGUUCUUAAGCAUAUGCAAUCAGUCUUGUGUACACAUUUAUAUACAUUUUCCCUUCCUGUAAAUCUCAUCACAUGUACAUGAACCUUUGCCUUGUAGAUGAAUAACAUCUUCUGUUGUUAAAAAACAUCUUAUGUUGCUC